AUGUGUUCUCGUUUGGUCUUUCGAUCUAUUCAAAAUUCUGUACCCUCAUUAAUUUAUAAUCGUUUUCUAUCUUUAACUCAAAUUCAAUCAACUGCUACAACAAAAUUAAAAGAAACAUCGACUAUAAAUGUUGAAAAAUCAUCAACACAAACUAAAAAAGAUAACAAAAAAACUGAGACAACAAUACCACAAGAUAAAACAGUAGAUUCUUCCACAACAACAACAAAUGUAUCUGAAUUAAAUAAAAUUUAUUCAGAAAAAAUUCAUCAAAUUGUUAAUGAAAUAAGUAAACUAUCGUUGGUUGAAGUCAUGGAUUUAAAUGAAUUAUUAAAAAAAACACUCAAUAUACAAGACGUGCCGAUUGUGGCAUCGGGAGGAGGCAGUGUUCUACCACCACCGGCCGCACCGGUACAAGAAGAAGAAGACGAAGGUGUUCGACCAACAUCUCAAGCCGUAUUUAAAGUACGUUUAAUUAAAUUUGAUGAAACAAAAAAAGUACCUGUGAUUAAACAAGUAAAAGACGUUGUGGAAAAUAUCAAUCUUGUUCAAGCAAAAAAAUUAGUUGAAUCAAUACCUCAAAUUCUACGUGAUAAUUUAAGUAAAGCAGAUGCUGAAAGAAUGAAAGCAAAAAUUGAAGCAGCUGGUGGUAUGGAAGCCAAGAUAACUGAAGCAGUACGACAAAAAGGAAAUUUACAAAAUUUUGUUGAUCAAUAUGGAAAAUUAUUAGAAAAACGACCACAAAAUGCAAAUGAAAUAUAUCGUAGUACAGCAGAAGCUUUAUCUCAUGAAUUCGAUCAAGAUUAUUCAAAAAUAACUGGUUAUAUUCAAACAAAAAUUGAUUGGCCACUUUCAUUUAAACGUUUACUUCUUCAUCGUGUUCAAAGAGAUUUAUCUGAUAAUCAGGGUAAACUUGAUAAUAUCGCUAAUUUUGUAUUUGAUCCAACAGCAAGUAUCAAACAAAAUCGUCGUUUUCAUAUAUUUAUUCCAACAAUUGCUUCAGUUGAACGGCAAUAUGGUUCUGGUGUUAGUGCAUUAUUUCAUCUUCAAACUGGAUUUUUUCUUAUUAAUUUAUUAACAUUAAUUGUUUGGCUUGCAUUAAUCAUUAUACCAUAUAAUAUUUUAAAAUCAUCAACAACAUCUUCAAAUGUUACAUUUACAUUUUCAUCAAUAUUUACUACAAAAGGUUAUUUAUCUGAAACAAUUCUUUUUCAAGGUUCUUAUCCUAAAGAAAUAAUAGAUGAGAAAUAUAAUUUAUCAUUAAUAUAUUUAAUAACAACAUAUAUUUAUUUUAUUAUUUGGUUUAUUUUUAUUACAAUACGUUUUGCAAUAACAUAUAAACGAAAAUUAUUUGAUUCAAUAUUAAGUGCUAAACUUGGUAUAGGAUUUAUGUGUACAUUUGCACGACAUGAUUAUACAAUUAAAACAGAUAAAGAAAAACAAAAACAUAUGACAGCUUUUCAUAGACAAUUUCUAGAUUUAAUUGAAAAUGAUGAAAGAAUUGAAUCAAAUCAUCAGAAUCAAAAUAAAAUUCGUGGAUAUAAAAUUAAAAUGGUUAUAAAAAAUUUAUUGUACAUUUUAUUAGCUAUUGGAUUAGGUGCUAUCAAUUGGCUAAUUUUAUCUUCUUGUGAUAAUCCAACUAUUGAUUGUUCGGGAUCAAUUAUUUAUGUAGCUUUCAUCAAUCGAUUAAUACCAUAUUUUAUUGUUCUUCUUGCACAAGUUGAACAUUUUCAAUAUUUAGCUGAUAAAUUAGAUACUGUUGGAUUUAGAUGUAUUCUUAUGAACAUAUGUACGAUGUUAUCCUUUACUAUAUAUUUUUUUGUUAAUGCACCUUUAUGUUAUGAAACAGCUUAUGGUCAAUAUAUCUAUAUACUUUUAUUAUCAGAUUUAUUUGCAUCAUUAAUUUUUCCAAUUUUAUUUGGUAUUUUAUUCGAUAUAAUGUGUGGUAAAAAGAGUCUCAAUUUCGAUGGUAUUAAUCUACAUGUUCAAUUAAGUCCACCUGUAUUACUCUAUAGUCAAUUUCUUAUAUGGCUUGGAAUUUAUUUUUCUCCACUUAUAUCAAUAAUGAUAUUAAUAAAUAUAUUAUUUUCAUUUAUUUCCCAUCGUUUAUAUAUAUAUAUUCGUUCACUUGGUUCAAGUUCCUAUAAACGUGUUCUUUUUUGGAAUGCUCAUCGUCUUGAAUAUAUGAUAUAUUUAUUGGCAUAUAUUAUUUUAAUAGUAAGUGUAACAUGUGUUGUUGUAUUUACAACACAAAUAAAACCAAGUGAAAAUUGUGGACCAUUUCGUCAAUUGAAUGUUUCAUAUGAAGUUAUUGAAGUUUUUUCAAAUGAAUAUCAAUCAUCUGUCUUAUGGAUAUCAAUUAUUAAUUUUUUAACAUCACCUGGUUUUAUUUAUUUUCUUGGUGCUAUAUUUUUUGUUGUUGCUUAUAAAUUAAGACAUGAAGAAUUAGCUGAAAAACAAAUUGUAUUCAUACGUAAUAGUAGUCUUACAAAUAAAAAAAAAUUACGAGAAAAAACAGUGAAAAAAUUACAUCAACAAAAAAAGAUUAAAAAAGAAAAACGAAAACAUGUUAAACCAAAAACAUAUGAUGAUGACAAUAAUAUUGACAGAGACGAACAAUUUUAA
Molecule: messenger RNA, 2622 nt
Organism: Rotaria sp. Silwood1
Lineage: Eukaryota; Metazoa; Rotifera; Eurotatoria; Philodinida; Philodinidae
Source: the annotation of a GenBank genome assembly